UAUUGGAGGUGUGAUGCAUACGUGCACUUAUAUACCUGUCCUGCGAGCCGUGCACCUGCACCAGUGCAUCGGUGUUCACCUGUAGACAGAAAUGGCCUCAGCUGAGUGCAGCACUCAGAUGUACAAGAUGACCUCUUUGGACAUCAACCAACACUUCCAGGAUGCGAUUGAUGUGAUUCAACAACAUUCCUGCAAUCCAUAUUACGAUUCAGAGUGCACGUAUUACGAGACGCUGGGUGCGCCGCAGCCGCUGCAUUGUCCGUGCUCCUCGUGCGGCCGCGUCAAGCCCCCGUCUGACGGAGCGGCUCCAGGGUGUGACUACUGGACUGACGUAGCUCAGUCUUGGCCUCAGGUGAUCCCCGAUGUGUCCUUGGGCCACUCGGUGCAAAGUGAAUCACCCCAUUACUACUCCGUCUCACCUUCACUGAGGAGCAGCAAAGGCCGCAAGAAGCUCCGGCUCUACGAGUAUCUGCACGAGGCUCUGAACGACCCCAACAUGGGCGACUCCAUCCAGUGGACGGACGACAGCACGGGCACCUUUCACUUCAUCUCCAAGAACAAGGAGAAGCUGGCCGAGUGCUGGGGCCAGCGCAAGGGCAACCGCAAGACCAUGACCUAUCAGAAGAUGGCGAGGGCCCUGAGGAACUACAGCCGCACGGGGGAGAUCCUCAAAGUGCGCCGCAAGCUCACGUACCAGUUCAACCCGGACAUCCUGCACAGGCUGGGCUCCGCUCGGGUGCCCCCGCAGGCGCUCCGCUGCCCCGAGCCGGCGGAGGGCCACGGCGGCAGGGGCCACGGCGGCGGGGGCCACGGGGGCCCGCAGAGCCCAGCGGAGCAGAGCUACUGCGGCUCGGCGGCGGACUGGCACAGCUGGUACGGACACUACCCGCUGCAGGAAGACUACGACCUGGCCUCCAGCUUCACCUCGCCCUGCUCUGCCAAACUCUGA
Molecule: messenger RNA, 949 nt
Organism: Pungitius pungitius (ninespine stickleback)
Lineage: Eukaryota; Metazoa; Chordata; Actinopteri; Perciformes; Gasterosteidae
Gene: spic
Product: Spi-C transcription factor (Spi-1/PU.1 related)
Exons: 5
Coding region: 92-949 (285 amino acids)
Biological process (GO): regulation of transcription by RNA polymerase II; cell differentiation
Cellular component (GO): nucleus
Molecular function (GO): DNA-binding transcription factor activity, RNA polymerase II-specific; sequence-specific DNA binding
Source: RefSeq, a predicted model, not a curated record